GUUUGCAAGGCCGCAAAUUGAGUUGUGUUAUCAAGCAUAGAGUAUGGGGUGCACCACUUAUGAUGAGGGUAACACUUUAAGGCAGAAGAAAGGUCCAUGGGCUCCCGAGGAGGACCUUUUACUCAUUAAUUACAUACAAGCUCACGGUGAAGGGCGGUGGCGUACAUUGCCCCAUAAAGCAGGUUUGCAACGUUGUGCGAAAGGCUGCAGAUUGCGGUGGAUGAACUAUCUGCGUCCAAAUGUAAAACGGGGGAACAUAUCUUUGGACGAGGAAGAUCUCAUUAUUAGGCUGCAUAAGCUCCUUGGGAAUAGAUGGUCUUUGAUAGCAGGAAGGAUCCCCGGUCGAACAGACAAUGAAAUCAAGAAUUAUUGGAAUUCACAUUUGUGCAAGAAAAUCCCUUCCAUUGCCCUUCACCACAAGGCCCGCCAUUCCAAGAGACCCUCCUCUCUCUCAGAGCCCUCUUACAUCAAUCCAUUGCAGCCCUUUAAUAGACAGUUUCAAUGUAAUCCGGUGGAUUCUCUGGUGGGAAGUCAAAGAUGCAAGAACUUGAAUUCUUCAUGUCCAGCUGAUCUCAUCAGCUACAAUAUCUUCAAUGACAACAGCUUUCCCUGCAACUAUAUGAGCUCUUUGAUAGCUCAAUCGCAUUCAAAUGAGGAGAAUCCUCUGAAAAGCACCCAUUUCAAUAUUGGGGAUACUCCAAACUUUCAGAAAGAUAUAGUUACAAAGAAUGAAAUAUAUCAACAUCAGAGUAGCCCUCAUAAUGCAAUAGAUGCAAGCUUCACAAUCUCUUCGCAAUGCCAUAUUGAAUCUUUCAACAGUACAGUUGAUCAGAUGAAGGAAUUGUAUGGUGUGAGAGAUGAUCUUGAAUUUUCCAUGAUGGGAGAAAUAGAAGCAUCACAACAAGUACAAGGGUCUUUUAGAGAGAGAAAUGGGUGUAUAUUCUCUUUCAGGCCGAACAAUCAAUACUCACUAUUACCCUCACAGUAUGCUGGCGGUAGUAUUGAUGAUGGUGCUAAUCACCAAGGAAGAUGGAAUCAGUUCUCCGUUGGUUGUAAAAAUCUGGAGGAGACUACUCGGCUCACCUCAUAUGAUGGCCUUCUGUCUUCGUUAUUUGAGGAUUAUUCUACAAUUGGUUUUGGUGAGGCUGCAACUAUAAUGACCAGGGAUGAUAGUCUAGUGCCUAGGCAAUUACAACACAACUGAAAGGAGAUAGGCUUACAAUCCACUAGGGAUAACAGUAGGGUAAAGGCUUUGGAGAAUUUAAUUGUUUUCAGUUAGGAUUCAACGGAAGAUCUUUUAUUUUCUGUCGGCAUGUUCUACCAAAUGAAUCUUUACUUUGCAUAUGACUCAUUUGCAACAAUACUAUGUCAAACUUAACAUUUAUGUACAAAAUCUUGGGAAAAAAUCUUUAGCCUACUCCAUAGCCUUCUCAAUGUACUUGACUAGAUGAACUUCUACACAGUCUAAAAGUUUUAAAGAUUGGUGAUGUUUUCUGGGUUAUUGCUGUUUGGAUUCUCCCGGCUUUCUCUGGUGAUUUCUCCAUGUGGAAGAUGAAGAAGCUGCUGAGGACGGGUGGUCUCUUCCAGACCCCCUGACUCCGCUGAUGUAUGGGGUAAGAAGGAUGACAUGGAUCUACCUCCUUCUUAUGCCAAUGUUCUAGUUGGUUAGGCUUUUUUCUGACGGUUUUGGUUCUUCAGGCAUAGCCUGUGUUUGUUAAGCUAUUUUGAUAUUUUCAGGCUUGACUUGAG
This is a messenger RNA of Cryptomeria japonica (Japanese cedar), 1749 nucleotides long. Its product is annotated as transcription factor MYB113-like. The record is from RefSeq and is a predicted model, not a curated record. Lineage: Eukaryota; Viridiplantae; Streptophyta; Pinopsida; Cupressales; Cupressaceae. The coding region runs from base 44 to 1204 and encodes 386 amino acids. The transcript has 3 exons.